Molecule: messenger RNA, 2994 nt
Organism: Seminavis robusta
Lineage: Eukaryota; Bacillariophyta; Bacillariophyceae; Naviculales; Naviculaceae
Source: the annotation of a GenBank genome assembly
GUUCUACCUUCAUUCGUGUACCACUUGGAAGUGUGUAGAAGGAUCGAGCGAGAGAUCCAAAUCUGCGGUACGAGCAAAAAUCUGAUGGAAGCACCACAUCAAUCUUCUCACAAAACCAACUAAGAAGCUUGAAAAGCAAGAACAAAACAACUACUUACAAACUAGAAACAUCAUGAGCGAGGCAACGAACCAACGAAAGGCGGGAAACUGUUCGCGAAAGUGGACAAAGGCUCUCCAAACCAUCACGGUGCCCAUCCUGAAACCGUUCCUGGCCAUGAGCCAUUUCGCGGCGACGCAUCCCAAGAUUGUCAUCGUGGGCACCAUUGUUUUCAGCAUUGGAAUCAUGGCUCUUGGAGUGGCCACUAACUUUACCCAAGAGACAGACGACGACAUCUGGAGCCCUGCUGGCUCAAAGCCGGUUGAACAUGGGAAGUGGAUUGACGAAGAAAGCAACUUUCCCAAGGAUGCUCGUACUGCAGUCAUGGUGCUCCAUCGCGACGGCAAGGGCCUCUUUGGUGCCGACGAAACCGACACUGACAUGGCAUUGGAGAGCACCAAACGUCUCUUUGAAUCUGUUGACCACUUCCGCAACACUCCCCGGUACGAUGAACUUUGUGCCAUGUCUGGUUACAUUCAUCCCGCUGAUGAUGGCAGCUGGACCAAUACCUGUCAGAUUGUCAGCGCCACAACCUUUUGGAAUGAUAACACCACAACCUUUAAAUCUGAAGCAACCUCCGACGAAGUCGUCUUGACCGCAAUGAGCGCUGACAGGUACCCGUCGGGGGGAGCCGUCGACCACGACCAGCUCAUCGGCUACAACAAGUUCACGGACAAUAUCCUGACUUACGGCGAGUCUUAUGUGACUGUUAUCUUCCUCCCAGUUGACAAAGCGGACGACGAAAAUUCUGAGGCCUUCUCCAUAGAUUUUGAAAAGGACGCCAUUGACCGCAUCCUUGAAUUGCAGGAGCAGUGGAUUGCCGAAGAAGGCAAUGACUACAAAGUUGAGAUCAUCACAGGGCGCUCCUUUGAAGACGAGUUUGGCCGUUCACUGACCAAGGAUCUUCCCCUCCUUCCUCUGGUCUUCUUGCUCAUGUCCAUCCUCUGCGUCCUCUUCUUCACCAGACGCGACAAAGUUCUCUCUCGUGGCUGGAUGGGCUUUGGCGCUGUGAUCACCGUGCUCUUGGCCAUCAUUGCCAGUUUUGGGCUUCUCUUCGUCAUCGGUGUUCCCUUCACCUCCUUGACGCCUCUUCUUCCCUUCAUCAUGUUCGGAGUUGGCUUGGAUGCUGCCUUCAUCAUCUCUGGCGCAUUUGCCCGCACUGAUCAUCGCAAGAAUGUCGUCGAGCGGGUCGACGACACCAUGAAAGAUAUUGGCCACACCAUCCUGUUGACCACUCUCACCAGCUCUCUCGCAUUUGCGCUUGGUGCCGUGUCCAGUAUCCCUGCUGUUCGAUACCUCGUCAUUUAUGCCUUCCCAACGAUCAUCAUUGACUUCCUCUUCCAAAUCACCUUCUUCAUUGCCAUCAUUGUGAUUGACCAACGCCGGAUCGAACAAAACCGCCGUGACUGCUGCUUCUGUUGCGCGGCUCCCGAAGUUUCUGAUGCCUCCACCAGGGACCUUUCCGGCAAGCCUGAACAGCACUUUGCUGAUCGUCUCAUGGUCGGCUACGCCAAGUUCUUGCUCAAACCCGCUGUGAAAUGGGUCGUGAUUGCCUUCUUUGCCGGUAUGCUAGCUUUCUUCUCUUGGAGGACAUCCGAGUUGAGGCAGUACUUCGACUUCACCAAGAUCAUCCCCGCGGACUCUUACAUCCAAGGUUGGUGGACAUCCUACAACGACUACUACGAAGCCAACGGAGUCCGGGCUGGUGUCUACUUCCGAGAUGUCGACUUCUCCAGCCAAGAUAUCCAAGACCAAAUGGAAUCUUACGUUCAGGAGUUGGCCGCAAUGCCAUACUCAGGCGAGAACGAACCCUUCAGCUUCUGGCUUCGCGACUUCCGCGAGUUUGUUGCAAGCGAGAACAUUGAGUCCUUGGUCUUUGAGGAGCAGAUCAAAUUGUUCUUGGAGAAUCCUCUUCACUACGAUGCCCACCACGAAGACAUUGUCUUGAAUGAGGAAGGAGUCAUGACCGCGUCUCGUACCCUCAUCAGGCUCGACAACAUUGACGAAGAGAAUGUCUUGGAAGUUGUGGCCGCAUUGGAGCUCCAACGCAGCAUCUCCGCCAACCAGCUCAUCAACAAGGAUAAGGAUGAAUGGGCUUUCUUCACCUGGGCCGAAGACUACUACAUCUGGGAGUUCUACCUCGUUUCUCCCGAUGAAUUGCGCCUCACCACGAUCAUUGGAGUGGUUUCCGUCUCAUUCCUCGCGCUCAUCUUCAUCCCGCAUUGGACAGCAAUUCUGUUUGUGGGCCCCAUUGUGGCCAUCCUUUACAUUGACCUGCUGGGCUUCAUUGAACUCUGUGGACUCGCAGUCAAUCCUGUCAUGUAUAUCAGUACCGUCAUGAGUAUCGGGCUGAUGGUUGAUUUUGUUAUGCACGUCACUCUACGAUACGUGGAAACCAAGGGAGAAAGCCGCACCCAAAAGACUACUGAAACUCUCGAGACAAUUGGAGCUUCUGUGUUGAUUGGAGGAAUCUCAACUUUGCUUGGUGUCCUUCCGCUGGCCCUCAGUUCCAGUGAAAUCUUCUUUACGACUUUCAUCAUCUUCUUUGGCCUUGUCCUCUUGGGUCUUUUGCACGGGUUGAUCCUGCUCCCUGUUCUUCUGUCCAUGUUUGGCCCUCUCGACUCCAUAUCUGACGAAGAAGCAGAUGCGGAACCAGAAAAGGAGCUUACCCAGACAGGCAAUGCCGCGGCCAGCAACAGCAUGGACGAGCCGGAGUUGGACAACAUCAGUGUGUACUCGACAGAGUCGUUAGAAGUUUAGGUGCCUCCGAGCAUGUAUGUGAUGCGGUCGUGUUUUUGUAACCUUGAGAAUAACCUAUAGAUGCAUAUACUAUUGAG